Nasonia vitripennis (jewel wasp) is the source of this 7749-nucleotide messenger RNA. It is a transcript of the gene Kdm5, whose product is annotated as lysine-specific demethylase lid. Lineage: Eukaryota; Metazoa; Arthropoda; Insecta; Hymenoptera; Pteromalidae. Gene Ontology annotation, biological process: chromatin remodeling. Gene Ontology annotation, cellular component: nucleus. The record is from RefSeq and is a predicted model, not a curated record. Gene Ontology annotation, molecular function: DNA binding; histone demethylase activity. The transcript is spliced from 19 exons. Bases 882 to 5996 code for a protein of 1704 amino acids.
AGUAGUGUGUAUACGCGGCUGUGCGUGCAUCGCAAGCGAGCGAGAACAAAAAAAAAGAGAGAGCUGCAGCAGGCAAUAGUAGAUACUAUAGUAGUAGUGCAUCCACGGACGACGACGACGACGACGACAACGACGACAACGACAACGGCGGGGGCUGGGUGCAGUCAGUGAAGAAGAGAGUAGAGAUGCCUGGACUACUCGUAGCAGCGCCUGUCAUCAGAAUCGCGACUCCACUUCGUGUUAGACGACGAUCCUCGCCGAGUCUCCUGCUACUGCUGCUACUAGCGGUGUAGCGUCUGCCUGUAGAGGCCAGCUUUUAUCGUAUAUAGGUAGCAUUAGAGUAUACAGCCUGCAGUCUUCUUCCGCGCCCGUGACUGACUGCUCGUCGUUAAUGCCGGACUAGAGCGCUCUCUCGCUCUCGCUCUCUUGCUCUCCCCGCCCGGAUCAACCUAGCGCCCGCGCUAGCUCGCUCUUCGCAACUCCAGCAGGAAGGAAGGAAACGAGGAAUGGCCAAUCGAUAGGGACGCCUCCGCUAGUCGUACCAUUGGAAACUUAUAUAUACUGUAAAAACGGAAGUGUUUCUGUGUGCGAGCGGCGCACUUUGCUUGAAUAUAUUCCCGUGCGUGCGCGCGUAUACUACGAGCCGCACCGUGAAAAUUGGAAAAUCAGCGCCGCGCCAGCGCGUGCAUACAGUGUGUGCGAGUGUGGCUGGCAUGGCUGCGGCGAUGCCGCCGUCAUCAGCGUCGCCUCGUUCCUGAGCGCUGUUUGGACAGACGAAAACCCGGAAAAGACAGACGCGGACACGCAGUUGUCGUAUAUAGUGUCGCGGAGUGUGAAAAAGACAAGUAACUCGCGUUCAUUGUUACAUAGAAGAGUGAAAGAUGGUUUCGAAGCUGCAGCACGGAGGGAACAACAGAUACCAGGGCGCCGGCACGUUUACCGAGACUCUCGGGGCCAGCAGACGGGCCACGGACAACAGCAGCAUGGGUCAGCGCGAGGACUUUGAGUUCCGCGUGCCGCCCGAGGCUCCGGUGUUCGAGCCCACCAGCGAGGAGUUCCUCGACCCUCUCGGCUACAUCGCCAAGAUAAGGCCGGUCGCCGAGAAGUCGGGCAUCUGCAAAAUCAAACCUCCACCCAACUGGCAACCACCAUUUGCUGUGGAUGUGGACAAAUUUAAAUUUGUUCCAAGGAUACAAAGGCUAAAUGAAUUAGAAGCAAAAACUAGGAUUAAGCUUAAUUUUUUGGAUCAGAUAGCAAAGUUUUGGGAGCUGCAGGGAUCCUCUUUAAAAAUCCCAUUAGUAGAGCGUAAAGCACUGGAUCUCUAUUCACUACACAGAAUUGUUACAGAUGAAGGUGGGAUUGAAACAGUGACAAAAGAAAGAAGGUGGGCUAAGGUAGCAAAUAAAUUAGGCUAUCCUUCUGGACGCAGCGUCGGCAGUAUUCUUAAAAGUCAUUACGAAAGAAUUUUAUAUCCAUUUGACGUCUUUAAACAAGGAAAAACUUUAGCAGAUAUUAAAAUUGAACCAGACAGUGAUGCGAAUGAAAAGAAGGACAGGGACUACAAACCACAUGGAAUAAUAUCACGACAACAAAUAAAACCCCCACAAGAAAAGUUUUCUCGGCGAUCAAAGCGUUUCUCAGGACAAGAUGAGAAACAAAAUGGUUGUCAAUCGACCAUUAAACAGGAAGAUUGCAAAGAAGAAUUUGACCUUGAUUGCAAAGAUAACAUUAAAGGCAAAAAUAUUGUUGACACAAAAGAUAACAUCAAAGGAAAGAAUGUUGAUUCCAAGGACAAUGUUAAGGGAAAAGGAGCAGCAGAAAGCACGAAUGGCAUCAAAACUAGAGGUGCAGGAGCUGAAAAAGACAAGGAAAACAGUAAAGAACUUAAGAAAUUACAAUUUUAUGGACCUGGUCCGAAAAUGGCUGGCUUCAAUACCAAAGAAACAAAGAAACCUGCUUCCAACAAAACUAGAGGCGUUAAACUAGUCUAUGAAUUCGAUCCACUUGCUAAAUACAUCUGCCACAAUUGUGGAAAAGGAGAUAAUGAAGAAAAUAUGUUACUUUGUGAUGGAUGUGAUGACAGUUAUCACACAUUCUGUCUGUUACCGCCAUUAACGGAAAUACCGAAAGGCGAUUGGCGAUGUCCUAAAUGUGUUGCUGAAGAAGUAUCUAAGCCAAUGGAAGCUUUUGGAUUUGAACAAGCUCAAAGAGAGUACACAUUGCAACAGUUUGGUGAAAUGGCGGAUCAGUUUAAGAGCGACUACUUUAACAUGCCCGUUCACAUGGUACCAACUGAAUUAGUUGAAAAGGAGUUUUGGAGAAUUGUAUCAUCUAUAGAUGAAGAUGUCACUGUUGAGUAUGGAGCUGAUUUGCAUACUAUGGAUCAUGGGUCUGGCUUCCCAACAAAGACAAGUGUAAACCUUUUUACUUGUGAUCAAGAAUAUGCAGAAUCAGCUUGGAAUCUAAAUAAUUUACCAGUAUUGCAAGGAAGUGUCCUUGGUCACAUCAAUGCAGACAUCAGUGGAAUGAAAGUGCCAUGGAUGUAUGUAGGAAUGUGCUUUGCUACGUUUUGUUGGCACAAUGAAGAUCAUUGGAGUUAUUCUAUCAAUUACUUACACUGGGGCGAACCGAAAACAUGGUAUGGCGUGCCAGGAUCCGAGGCUGAGAAGUUUGAAAGAUCUAUGAAGUCUGCUGCACCUGAACUCUUCCACAGUCAGCCAGAUUUGCUCCAUCAAUUGGUCACCAUCAUGAAUCCUAACAUUCUUACAAAUGAGGGUGUUCCAGUAUUCAGAACCGAUCAACAUGCUGGGGAAUUCGUUGUCACUUUCCCCAGAGCUUAUCAUGCUGGGUUUAAUCAAGGCUACAAUUUUGCUGAAGCUGUAAAUUUCGCUCCUGCCGACUGGUUACAAAUCGGCAGAGAUUGUAUAGCUCAUUAUUCGAAUCUCAGACGGUUCUGCGUUUUUUCACACGACGAAUUGGUUUGCAAAAUGUCUUUGGAACCAGACAAUUUGGACGUUGGAAUCGCCACCGCGACUUAUCACGACAUGUUAACCAUGGUUGAGGACGAGAAGAAGCUAAGGAAAAAUCUAUUGGAAUGGGGUGUGACUGAAGCCGAGCGUGAGGCCUUUGAACUUUUGCCUGACGACGAGAGGCAGUGCGAGGCAUGUAAGACUACAUGUUUCCUGAGUGCAGUGACGUGCUCGUGUCAAAAAACACAGUUGGUCUGCCUAAGGCAUUUCAGAGACCUAUGCGAUUGUGCUCCUGAAAAGCACACUUUGAGAUAUAGAUAUACCUUAGACGAACUUCCAAUCAUGUUGCAAAAGCUCAAAUUAAAAGCCGAGUCUUUUGACCCAUGGGCUAGCAAGGUUAAGGAGGCUAUGGACCCAAAGGGAGAGAAGAUCGAGCUUAGCGAACUGAAGGAACUGUUGGAUGAAGCAGAGGUUAAAAAGUUUCCAGAGAGCGAGUUAUUGACUGCACUGACGACUGCUGUGCAAGAUGCUGAAAAGUGCGCCAGUGUUGCAAGGCAGUUAUUGAGCAACAAACAAAGAACAAGAACAAGGCAAUCAGUUGACGCUAAAUUCAAGCUGACAGUUGAAGAACUAACCUUAUUUUAUCAAGAAAUCACGAAUCUUUGUUGUGAACUGAAAGAAGCAGAUGGUGUCAAAUACAUACUAGAUCAAGUGCUACAAUUUCAGAAAGAUGCCCAAGAAUUAGAAGCACAACAACAAGCAGAUUGCGAUAUUGAGAAACUUGAAAAAUGUAUUGAAUACGGUGACUCAAUUUGCAUUGAGCUACCUCAACUUUUCAGAUUGAAACAAAAACUUCAACAGCUGCAAUGGUUAGAUGAGGUUAAGUCCCUUCAAGAAGAGCCAAAUUCUGUAACUCGGCAAGAUUUGAGAAGACUGAUUGAAGAAGGCACAAAUGUUCCUUCACACACAACUGUUGAAAAUGCACUUGCUCAACUUCAAGCUCUCAUGAUUAGUCUUGAUAAUUGGGAAGAUAAAGCAAAACUGUACCUUCAACCAUCUAAAAACAGACAAACCAUUGCAUCUGUCGAAGAGCUUAUUGCUGAAGCAGAUAAUAUUGAUGCGUACUUACCAGGAUUAAGUAAUCUUAAGGAUGUAUUAAACAAAGCUAAGAAUUGGACCAAAACUGUUGAAGAUAUCCAAGCAAGAGAUAAUUUUCCAUAUUAUGAUACUUUAGAUGAGCUUGUCCGUAAAGGAAGGACAAUUCCAUUACAUCUUGAUGCUUUGCCGGUCCUCGAAUCAACUUUGGCUCAAGCCAAAAUAUGGAAAGAACGAACCGGUAGAACAUUCCUUAGGAAAAAUUCCCACUACACAUUGAUGGAGGCUCUUUCACCUAGAAUCGGUGUUGGACUACAUGCAAUGAAAACUCGUAAAAAUAAUAAAGGAGAAGAAACCAUUGGAGCUGUAUAUGUUUGCGAUACAAAAUUAGAUGACACUAAUGAUUCAGCCACGGUUGUGGCAGCCUUUAAAUUGGCAGAGCAGAGAGAAAUGGAAGCUAUGAAAAAUUUAAGAGAAAAGAAUUUCAACAAAAUGCAAGCCGAUGAUUCCAAGUUCUGCGUUUGUCGUAGACCCAAAUUUGGCCAAAUGUUGCGUUGUGAACUCUGCAAGGAUUGGUUCCACACAAAUUGUGUACCUGUUCCAAGGACUCCAUACAAAGGCAAGCAACAAAAUUCGCGAGUCUCUAAAUUUUUAUGUCCUUGCUGUCUGCGAUCACGUAGACCACGUCUAGAAACGAUUUUAUCACUCUUAGUGAGCCUUCAAAAAAUCUCUGUCCGUCUACCUGAGGGUGAAGCCUUGCAAUGUCUUACAGAACGUGCAAUGAACUGGCAGGAUCGAGCCCGUCAGGCCUUAUCAGCUGAAGAAGUAUCUAGUGUACUGGCAAAACUCAGUAGUUUAUCUCAAAAGUUAACAGAAGCUGCGGCUAGAGAGAAAACCGAGAAAAUUAUAUCUACUGAACUAAAGAAAGCAGCAAACAAUCCAGAGCUUCAUCAGAGGGUUCAGGCUAUUCAGUCUAUAAGCGGUGUACAUUCUGAUGAUAGCGUUAUAAGCGUUCCCGAUGAGGACGAGAGAGUAGACGAUGAUGACGACGACGAUGACGAUGACAGCGAUAACGAUGUAUUAACGAUCGAUGAGGAUGAACCAAAUAACGCCUCAUUUAAUAGUAAUGAACAUGCAUAUUCAACAGCGUCAAAAUUCCCUUCGAAAUCAGCUACUGGUGAUGAUAAAGACAAAGCGGUGACAUUAUCCAGCAGUACCACAACGCGUUUAGAAGAACUAAUGAUGGAAGGAGACCUUUUGGAAGUUGCAUUGGAUGAAACUGAACACAUUUGGCGAAUUCUCAGCCAAACUUGCACUUCCUCGAAAAGUGUGCGUAAAUAUGCACCAUUAGACCAGUCAGCCACUGCUAGUGAGUCGAAGGAAGUUAAAAAGACACCACAGUCGAGAGGCCGUAAACGAAAGUCUGAUGAAGUCGAAAUGAUGAAAAAGUUUGGACGACAGAGAAUAGAUGAUAAACCUGCCGUUAAGCGUAAAGGAUUAAAUAAAGACCCAAAACCGUCUACAGCUACAACUCCAGUAAAGCGUGGCCCACGCAAGGUUAAACGAAAAGAUAGUGAUGAAGGUCCCAAAAGAAGAACUGGAAAUCGGAAAAAGACUAAACAAGAUACAUCUGAUGAGGAAGAAGAUUGCGCAGCUUCCGAAUGCUUAAGACCAAAUGGACGAGAAGUAGACUGGGUUCAAUGUGAUGGCGGGUGCAAUGGAUGGUUCCAUAUGCAUUGUGUCGGUCUAGAUCGAACGGAACUUGCUGAAGAAGAUGAUUAUAUUUGCAGUAAUUGUAAUGACGGAGAUGUAAACUCAUCGAGUCAACAGGAUUACUACUCAUUGCACUCGCCGCAUGCCGAGCUCUCUGACGAAGAAGACGAUAUGGAAGAGAAUGUACAAGAGACAGUUAGCCUCAUUAGAAUAUAUUAAUCGGCUGCAUCGGCUUGUCAAGGAGAAAACAAUACCACCUGGCAAUCAAUUGCUGCAAAUAUCUUUACACAUGCUGAUAAUAUACCUGAAAUAUAGUGUAAACAUAAGUAAACACUAAUGUAAUUAUUCAAAUUUGUACACAUGAAAAAGUAUAUGGAGUAAAAUAUAAGAAGUUGCUGGUUGAUCUACGGUUAGUUCCGAUAAAAAAAACCUGUUUUUAAGCUAAGUACAUAAAAACGGCGUUACCAUCGAUUCUGAAAGUCGUUACAAAAGCUAGCAGCGUUAUAGUAAUGUUUUAAAUACAGAGAUCAUAGAUAACAGUAUACAUUUCAACAUCAAGUUUCUUAAACGAUCAUGUCAAGAAAAAAGGGUCAUUUUAAGAUAUUACAAUCGAAGCGUAUUACGAGUCGCUGUUUCCAAAAGUUUUCAAACUUUAUACUUAUUACCGUUGAAACUCGUGGAAAGGCGAUGAAACUACGGUUCUAUUGUAAUCAUGUCACAUAAUUCAAAUAAUUAUAUUUUUGUAAAAAAGGCGAAAAUGAUGAGCAAGAAAAAAAUAAUUUAGAAAAUUAUUGCUACCAUAUAACAGAAUUUAUUCUAUCAAGUUUUUAAGUCAUCAGUAAAUGUGAAUCACCCAUAAUAAUUAGUUCUUCCCUUGAACAGUGAUUAUUUAUAAAAAAUUUAUUUUAUACUCCACAGAGUUGCGCUUAUUUUAUUUGUGUAAAAAUGUUGCUAAAAUUUUUUAUAUUGCCUAAAAGAAAGUAUUUUCUACCUACAAGGAACAUUAUUUCUUUUUUUUUCAUCAUGCGUUUAAAAUUACAUAUCGUAAAUUACUAUUUUGGGUAUGCGUUCGCUUAUUAUUGAAAAUAUUGUAUUUUUAUGACCAAAGGAGUUGCCAUCUCCCAAGUGUUUUACGUAUCAAAACUGUUUGAACAAUCUUCGUCUAUUAUUUGAAAAUAUUUUUUCUUUGUUUCUCGAAAGCAAUGGUUGUUAUCCAUUCUUUUUGCAUCUGUAAACUGUCUGAAUAAAUAAAAUUCCUUCUCUAUUUUGUCGGGUAAAGUUGAGCUUUAAUUUUAUACAUACGUUUGUAGAAUUCCGAUCAAAAAACUGUAAGAUUGCUAAUAAUGAUUUAUCGAUAUCACGCAAUUGUAAUUAGCGCAAAUAAAGAGUGCAUUUUGUUUCCUUGACAAUGAACCUGCGUAUAAUUUGCGAGCAUUCAAUCUCGCGAACGAUACAUAGGACAACAUCGUAAAAUCCAUUUUUAAAUGCAGAAAUAACCACUAAUUGUACGCAUACAAACAAUUAUUAUAUGUUGAUGAUUGAUACAUGCAGGCGCACUUACAGGUAUGCACGCAUACAUGUUACCAGUUUUGGUGAUGUAUGCGCAGUGACUAUUUUACGAUGCGAUUUAGAAGCGAGAUUGAUUUGAUGCGCAUACAACUUCAUUGCAUGCAUAACUUUUACGCAGUAUAUUACGUAUGCGCAAUUAUUUGUAUGCACUUCAAAAGAAUCUCAAAUAUAUAAAUAUAUAAUAUAAGCGAGAUAUCGAUAUUUGUAUUUGGAUAUAAAUAAUAAGAAUGAGGAAAGAAAGAUGAUAGAUAUUAUUAUAUUAUUAUUAUUAUCAAUAAUAUUAUUUUUUAUUAUACUGUACGUAUAGCUGUAUAGAGAAGCAAACACUAUGAACAGAUUAUUACAUUAUCGUAGAAAUUGUGAUUUCAGAAAGAAUUGUAAUAAUAAAUAUUACCUGUCAAAA